This is a messenger RNA of Auxenochlorella protothecoides, 645 nucleotides long. RefSeq lists its product as hypothetical. The transcript has 5 exons. The record is from RefSeq and is a predicted model, not a curated record. NCBI's taxonomy places the organism in Eukaryota, Viridiplantae, Chlorophyta, Trebouxiophyceae, Chlorellales, Chlorellaceae. The coding region runs from base 1 to 645 and encodes 214 amino acids.
AUGUUCACCUCCAUGACCUCCUGGCGGCCCCCGCCCGGCCCCAAGGAGGUGGACCUGCAGGGACCCCGCCCCCGCGAGAGCCCCGGCGUGCGCGCCAAGGCCGCCUUCUUCGAGGCCCUGAUCAAGAGCAACACCACCGCCCUGGUGCGGUGCUCCGCCCCCGACUCCCCCCUCCCCGACCACGACGCCUGCCCCGACUUCCCCGAGGACGACGGCGAUCCGAGCGACCGGUGCCCCAGCUCGCCGGGCUACUCGGAGUGCGAUAACCUGACGCGCGUGGUGCGCGAGCUGUCGGAGGGGCGCGUGAAGACGGUCUGCGCGCGCGCGGUGCUGGCCGAGAAGCACGCCGAGCUGGCGGCGGAGUACCACCGCAUGCAGCGCAUCGCCGACCUUUCGCGCACCGUAUCCAAGGAGAACCUGGCCAAGACCAGCAAGACCCUGAAGGCCCUGCGCCAGGUGCAACAAGAAUUGUAUGCUACCAAGAAGAGGACACAGGCCCUGGAGGAGCGGAACCGAAAGAUCAAGGACGAGAACCUGGCGCUGCGGGAGAAAGUCGGACUUUUGGAGCGCUACGACUUUGAGCAUGUGCAGCAGAGCGUGUGCAUGCGUCAUUACACCCGGUGUCGCGUGGCGGAGACGUACUGA